GCUGCCUGUGUUGUGCACCGACGCUUAUUUCCUCUCUGCCUAUUUUGCACAACAAAAAUGGAAAGAUUUUAACUAACCCCUUUAUUUUUUUUUUACAAAACUAUGAAGUGCGGACACAUUGGAUAAGGAGAGGCAUUAUUUUAUGAACGUAGUAAGUGUGACCAGUCCAUUGGAAGAAUGGAAACCCUCAUUCCCACCAUCAACAGGCUGCAGGAGGUCUUCCUCACAGUGGGUGCAGAGAGCAUACAGCUGCCGCAGAUAGUCGUGGUUGGAUCCCAGAGCAGUGGAAAGAGCUCCGUGUUGGAAAGUCUGGUUGGACGGGAUUUUUUGCCUCGGGGAUCAGGAAUAGUCACAAGACGACCCCUCGUGUUGCAGCUCAUUAAUGUUUCCCCUCUGCAGGAGAGACUGAAGAUUGAGAAUGGAAAUGGGGUAAAACUAAAUGUCCAAAACAGCUACCCAGGUGUCAAAGCUGAAGAAUGGGGUACAUUCCUGCACUGCAAGAACCAGAUCUUCUCAGAUUUUCAGGAAAUUCGUCGGGAAAUCGAAGCAGAGACUGAGCGAAGUUCAGGCGACAACAAGGGAAUCAGUCCCGAGCCAAUCUAUUUGAAGAUAUACUCCCCCAAAGUGAUGAAUCUCACCCUUGUGGAUUUACCUGGAAUUACUAAGGUUCCUGUCGGGGAUCAGCCAGAAGACAUUGAGAAUCAAGUACAAGAGAUGAUCUUGUCCUUCAUCUCAAAUCCAAACUCACUCAUACUUGCUGUCUCUCCUGCCAACUCUGACUUGGCUACCUCUGAUGCCCUGAAGUUGGCUCGUGAGGUUGAUACAGAUGGGCGCCGAACACUGCUGGUAGUCAGUAAGCUGGACCUGAUGGAUGCAGGGACAGAUGCACUGGAAGUCCUUCUGGGUCGAGUCAUUCCAGUCAGACUUGGGAUCAUUGGGGUAGUAAACAGGAGCCAGCAUGACAUCAAUACCCAGAAGAGCCUGGAGGACUCAAUAAGGGAUGAGCAGGCCUUCUUGCAGCGCCACUACCCCUCUCUUGCCUCCCGCGCUGGCUCCCGCUAUCUGGCCAAAACUCUCAGCAGGCUUCUAAUGCAUCACAUCCGGGACUGCCUGCCUGAUCUCAAAACCAGAGUGACUGUGCUGAGCUCCCAGUACCAGGCAAGGCUCAACAGCUAUGGCCAGCCAGUAGAAGACCACAGCGCCACACUGCUGCAGAUUGUCACAAAGUUCGCCAGCGAUUACUGCAACACCAUCGAGGGAACAGCCAGAUACAUUCAGACCACAGAGCUCUGCGGCGGUGCUCGGAUGUGUUACAUAUUCCAUGAGACCUUUGGUCGCACUCUGCAGUCCAUCGAUCCCCUGGGAGGGCUGACUGAGCUUGACAUCCUCACUGCCAUCCGCAAUGCUACGGGUCCGCGGCCAGCACUUUUCGUGCCUGAGGUGUCCUUUGAGUUGCUGGUGAAGCGGCAAAUUAAGCGACUGGAGGAGCCCAGUCUACGCUGUGUAGAGCUUGUUCAUGAAGAGCUGCAGAGGAUCAUCCAGCACUGCUCCUCCUAUAGCACACAGGAGCUCCUACGUUUCCCCAAACUGCAUGAUUCCAUUGUGGAAGUGGUGACCGGAUUACUGAGAAAGCGCCUGCCGAUAACUAAUGAUAUGGUUCAUAAUUUAGUAGCAAUAGAGCUGGCCUACAUCAACACCAAACAUCCAGACUUUACGGAUGCAGCACAGGUCUCAGCCACUGUCAACAGUCAGCAGGCAGAGGGCCUCGAUGGAGGGAAGCGCUGGAAGAAUGAGAAGGUAGCAGAAGAGAAAGCCCCUGCUGCAGCUUUUGGCAGUCCCAGCAAAGGCCAGGCCAUUAACCUCCUUGACACAGCAGUGCCUGUGGCCCGCAAGCUGAGUUCUAGGGAGCAGAGGGACUGUGAGGUCAUCCAACGCCUCAUCAAGUGCUACUUCCUCAUUGUCCGCAAAAGCAUCCAAGACAGUGUGCCCAAGACUGUGAUGCACUUCCUGGUCAACUUUGUGAAAGAGCAUCUGCAGAGUGAGCUGGUGGGUCAGCUUUACAAACAGCAACUGCUGCAGGAGCUGCUCAUUGAGUCACAGGACACGGCACAGCAGCGUACAGAGGUUGCGCAAAUGCUGGAGGCGCUCAAAAAGGCCAAUAACAUCAUCUCAGAGAUCCGGGAGACCCAUCUGUGGUAGCCGGAGCAUACCAACAAAUCCCCAGUCAUAGGACAGCUUUGAGAGUAUGAGAGUGUAUGUGAGUUUACAGCACUGAAGGCAAAUGUCCGUGUGUGUGUGUGUGUGUGUGUGUGUGUGUGUGUGUGUGUGUGUGUGUGUGUGUGUGUGUGUGUGUGUGUUGUGCUUGCCAUGUGUAGCAGUACCACUGUGCUCUCAUGGACCAAUGACCAUAGAACAUUAAGAUGUCUUUUAUUCCUGUCAGCUGUCGCCUGACUGAUAAACUGGGGCUGUCGAUUUUCACUGUAAACGUGUUCGUUGUGACAGAAAUUAAUUACAAACUCAGGCGGAAUGUGUCAUUUGUAUAGUUGAAAUAAGAACAACACAGCCGAGAACAAAAUCAUUCUUGAAACAAAAUGUUUGUAGGGUAUAAGGUUGCUGCUGUAAUUGUAAAAUAUAGAUGUUAUGUUGAGUAUUUGUGUUGAUCUCAAGGCUGCUCUCUCUCUCUCUUUUUUUUUUGUGAUCAAAAUGUGUUCCAUUCCACUCUCUCCUUUAAAAAAAAAAAAAAAAGAAAACCUGGCUUCUCUGAGCCACUACAGCAGGUGCUAAAAUGAUGUUAGAUUAGAUGUGUUCCAACUUAAAUCCCCCAGCUUCAGAUAAUUCACCAGAUUUAGAAAUGAAAUUCAUACUCAAUCGAUGCAGACUGCAAUGCAACACUGUAGACAGUGCACAGUCAUUUACAGAACUCCGAGGAUGGUGAAUGCAGAUUGUCUUUUUUUUUUUUUUUUUCCUGCUUAUCAAAAAUAUUUAUUUCUCAAAGACACAUUUACAUAUCGACUCAUUAGACUGUUGCACUGACCUUUUAGUGUGAUGUGUACUGAUGAACAAAGAGACCAAACAUUCCCUGCAUACAUUUUCCUCCUUAGUUUAUAUAAAGUUUAAAAAGAAUUCCCACGUAGAUUUGAAAACCUUUCCUGUGAAUUGUAUAUAUAAGCUUAAGUACUUAGAGAACAGAAAUUAAUUCUAUGAUUAUAAAAGGUGUAUAAAUAGUUGAGAUUAUGCUAGGGGAUUAGGCACUGCAACAUUUGAUCGAUUUAAAAUCACGAUAGUAGAAAUGCAAUUUUCUGUAGCUUCAUUUCCUUUCUUUGAACCAUUUCUUCACUAGUUUCCUGUUAGGAUCAAAUUCUCAAUCACUCAUCCCUGUCCAGUAGUCAGGACACUUCUGGAGUAUAAGAGAGUCGUUAUGCAGAUAUCAACCUGCAUGCAAUUUCCCCCCCAACUUUAGCUUACAUCUAAAGUUAGCCAGAUUUCAUUUCUUCUGUGCCAUCAGUCAUUUUAAUGUGUAAUGUUGCUUGACGUGAGCUAAUUGUUCAUCUUUUUCCAUCUGUUCCCAACUGAAACUGUUGUUACGCCAAAUUCCUCCCUGCAGCGCUGUCGUGUUUAAUGUGAAUCUCUUAUCAUAACCAAAACAAAUCACAGUCCUCAAACAUAGGCUUUGACAGAAGACCUGCCUUAACUGGACCAUCAAAAAGUUGCUUCUCUGUGUGAUCAUGGAGCGAACACAACAUUUUGUCAGUCAGUCUCUCUGAAAGCCUCGGUGUACGUUAGCAUGUGUGUGAUCAUUGUGCAUGUGUGGCCGUAUGAAUGACUCCAUUGUGUAUAUUUUGUAUUAUUUAAGUAUAUAUUAUUAUCAAUGUGUACUGUCUACUGCCUCUGAGUUCUUGCCUGCCAAUGUUUGAUACAUGUUUACUGAUUGAAGUCUGCUGAGAUUAGGGCAACUCAUUAAACCCUAACAAAGGACA
Messenger RNA from Labrus bergylta (ballan wrasse), 3977 nucleotides. RefSeq names its product dynamin-1-like protein. Gene Ontology annotation, biological process: mitochondrial fission. Gene Ontology annotation, molecular function: GTP binding; GTPase activity; microtubule binding. Gene Ontology annotation, cellular component: cytoplasm; membrane; mitochondrion. Lineage: Eukaryota; Metazoa; Chordata; Actinopteri; Labriformes; Labridae. The record is from RefSeq and is a predicted model, not a curated record.